Messenger RNA from Strongylus vulgaris, 660 nucleotides. The record is from the annotation of a GenBank genome assembly. NCBI's taxonomy places the organism in Eukaryota, Metazoa, Nematoda, Chromadorea, Rhabditida, Strongylidae.
CUGCAUCUCCAUCUUGUUGAUUGGAUUUUAGGCGGAGUAAGCUUGCCACGAGAAGAUAUUUAUGUGGAGCAUUCCACAGACGUUGAGAAUUCAACCCUGAAUAUCUCCACGAAUCCGUACAAUCCUAGCACCGACAACGAGACGUCUACAAAUCUAGAGGAAAGCGACACAACUAGUGUGCCACCUGGUUCACAGCCCAUAAACGAAGCUAUGUUGAAGCCUAAUGAUGAUGCUGAUCAUGAUCCACCUGCUUGCCAAAGUGAGAACGGCGAAGAGGAAGAAGCAGAAUCGAUUCGACCUACAUUGAUAUUUCUUUCGAAUAACGUCUUUAACUUUGAAUCUGCGUUCAAACGGAUUUGCGAAUUAUUUGAGGAAGAAAGUUCAAAUAAGGCUGAGAAUCAUCUGAUUACUAAAUUCCGCAUAGAUAUGUCAUCUAGAAAUACGGUCCGAGCACUUGGAGCUUUGUUGAAAUAUAUGGAUUCGGCGCGUGUUGGGGUCGAAUUUGAAACCGCUAACAUCCGUACACCAAUAACUGCUAUUAAGACCAUAUCUGUUGAUGAAAUGGUUGAAAUUGAUAGUGGUACUUAUCUUGCUUUGGAUAUAUUUUUUCCUGAGGAACACAAGGUUAUGCCUUUCGGUCCUUACCGAGGGAAAUUGUAA